UCCUGUCCCUACAGCCCCCCUGGCAACGCCAUGGGGGGGCUGGUCUACGCCAACUACGGGCGCCAGGAGGAUUUCGACGUCCUGGAACAGCAGGGAGUGAACCCCCGGGGCCACCUCGUCAUCAUCAGGGUAGGAGAGAUCAGCUACGCGGAGAAGGUGGCGAACGCAGACGCUGCCCAGGCCCGGGGGGUGCUGAUCUACCCUGACCCCUGGGACAUCCCCCAGGAUCCGCGGAAAGCGGGGCUGUCCCAGAACCGGGCGGUUUAUGGACACGUUCACAUGGGGACCGGCGACCCCUACACCCCCGGCUUCCCCUCCUUCAACCACACCCAGUUCCCCCCAAUCCAGUCCUCGGGGCUGCCCCGCAUCCCGGCCCACCCCAUCAGCGCCAGCACGGCUGCCCGCCUCCUCAGUAAGCUGACAGGGCUGGCCGCCCCACGGGACUGGAAAGGCCGCCUGGCAGAUGUCCCGUAUCACCUUGGGCCCGGGGACCCAGGCGUCCGGGUGCAUCUCCAGGUGAACAACAUGAAGACUCCGACCAUGAUCAGUAACGUCUUCGGCUGCAUUGAGGGGCGAUUUGAACCGGAUCACUAUGUGAUCAUCGGUGCUCAGCGGGACUCUCUGGGCCCGGGGGCGGCCAGCUCGGGCGUGGGCACGGCCCUGCUGCUCGAGUUAGCCUGGACCUUCUCUGCCAUGGUGCGCAACGGCUUCCAGCUCCGCCGCACCCUGCUCUUCGCUAGCUGGGACGCGGAAGACUUUGGCCGGGUCGGCUCCACCGAAUGGCUAGAGGUAACCCGGACGCCUGGGUCCCCGCUGCGGGGCUGUGCGGGGGGAGGGGGUUCUACCUACAGGGGCCCACCAGUCCCUGUCCCCUCCCCCAGCCAAGAGCGCGUUGACAGUCCGAACCGCAGCGGCCAGACCCUCUACGAGCAGGUGACGUUCCCGGAUCGGCGCUGGGCCAGCGAGGUGAUCCGGCCCCUCUCCAUGGACAGCAGCGCCUACCCCUUCACUGCCUUCGCGGGGGUCCCGGCCGUGGAGUUCUCCUUCGUCGAGGACGCCCGCCCCUACCCGUUCCUGCACACCCAGGACGAUACCUACGAGAACCUGAACGGGAUGCUCUUCGGCCGGCUGCCGGCCGUGGCCAAGUCGGUGGCCGAGAUCGUGGGGCAGCUGCUGAUCCGCCUGACCCAUGACCACCUGGUGCCGCUGGACUUCGGUGCCUACGGAGACGUCCUGCUGCACCGGAUUGCGGAGCUCAACCCCUACAGCAGCGAGCUCAAGAGCCGCGGCCUGACCCUGCAGUGGCUGUACUCGGCCCGGGGCGACUACACGCGGGCGGCCGAGAAGCUGCGCCAGGACAUCUACAGCUCGGAGGAGAAGAACGAACGGCUCAACCGCAUGCACAACGUCCGCAUCAUGAGGGUGGAGUUCUACUUCCUGUCCCCCUACGCAGCGGCUACGGAGACCCCCUUCCGGCACGUGCUGCUCGGGCAGGGGCCCCACACGCUGCAGGCGCUGCUGGAGCACCUGCGGCUGCUGCGGGAGGCCCCCGAGCGCUUUGACGAGGGGCGGUUCCGGCGCCAGCUGGCCCUGGCCACCUGGACUCUGCAGGGGGCGGCCAACGCCCUGAGCGGGGAGGUCUGGGACGUCGACAUCAACUUCUGAGCCCCCCGCCCCAGCGCCCCACUCCCCUGGGUGCCCCCGAUGGCUUCCCUCCCCCCAUCCCCCGGAUCACCCCGUCCAGCCUCCCUCCGGGGCCUCACCCCACUGACCCCCCAAAUAUCCCCCCUGUGCAGCCCUCCCCCCAAAUCUCUGCCCCCCCUCUCCUGCAUCCCCCUUCCUUGUCUCCAUCUCCCCACCCAGAGGGACCCUGUGUUUCUCCUAGGCCCCCAGACAAGCACCCAAGGGGCACCCCUUUCCCUGCCCCCCCAGCCCCGCUGCCCCCCCCAUUAAUUUAUCAGUGGCAGCGCCCACUAUAAAUGGUUUCGUUUAUUGCUAGGCGAUAGAUUUAAUUUAACCCUUUGUCGGAAGCACCAGCUUCUAUAGCCCCACCCCCCGUGACCAAUGGACAGGCAGCAUCACCGGGAACCAAUCACAGGCCGGCUCCCCAACACGGUCCCGCCCCACCCCCAGUACCCCCAAAAAAUCCAUCACCAGCUGCAGCCUCGGGCACCAGGACUCCUGGGUUUUCUCCCCGGCUCUGGGUGGGGAGCGGGGGCUGGUGGGUUAGAGCAGGGAGGGCUGGGAGCCAGGACUCCUGGGUUCUCUCCCCGGCUCUGGGUGGGGAGCGGGGGCUGGUGGUUAGAGCAGGGGGGGCUGGGAGCCUGGACGCCUGGGUUCCUUCUCUACCUCGUCUAUCUCUGCACCUUAUUUCCCCCUGCCCUAAUGUGGGGGGGGUCCCCUCGGGCCAGGGCCAGCUGGGCAGGUUCCCCCCCCCAGAGCCUGAAAGCUCAAUAAAAAUGGAUGCUGCAA
This is a messenger RNA of Chrysemys picta bellii (western painted turtle), 2472 nucleotides long. Lineage: Eukaryota; Metazoa; Chordata; Testudines; Emydidae. The record is from RefSeq and is a predicted model, not a curated record.